Messenger RNA from Aricia agestis (brown argus), 2220 nucleotides. Its product is annotated as dynein axonemal intermediate chain 4. Gene Ontology annotation, molecular function: dynein heavy chain binding; dynein light chain binding. The record is from RefSeq and is a predicted model, not a curated record. The coding region runs from base 43 to 2205 and encodes 720 amino acids. Gene Ontology annotation, biological process: cilium movement. Lineage: Eukaryota; Metazoa; Arthropoda; Insecta; Lepidoptera; Lycaenidae. Gene Ontology annotation, cellular component: axonemal dynein complex. The transcript has a single exon.
GAAUUACAAUUUCUCAAUUUUCUUCGAGUUCAACGUUUAAAAAUGUCUAAACAUUCUAAUUUACAGGAAACUGACAGCUCCACCUCCAGUAAGAAUGCAUCCGAAUUGUCUGACAGCUCCAAAAUCUCAUCUUCCAAAGCCAGUAAGGUAACGUUUGCGCCGAUCGAAAGGAGGCAGCUCUAUAAGAUAAUCGUGGACGACGUCGAUUAUACCCCGUACGAUAUCAUAGAUACCUCCUUUAUAUUUCUGGAAGUUGGCUACAAUCACGCAGCCUUCGACAUGAAGACCCGAGCUCGAAGUGACGUCACUCUUAAGUCGCGUACGAGCGACGUCGCUGUGACGUCGUUCUCCACAAGUAUCUCCCUUGACAACAUAUUCAUCGACCACACAAUCGACACAGAAGAAGGGCUUCUUUACGAUGAUGUUAUUUUUGAUGUCGCUCCCUCAGCAUUCGCUUUACCGAAAAUGACGUCGACUGCGUUCCCAUCGGAAAUACUGAUCGUCUUAAAAGAAACGGAGACGACUCCUCUGUUUGAACUUCCCAGCUUGUCGUGUGAAAAGGGCACACCCGAGGGCAUAGCAGUUGAACAGGACAACGAGUACUAUCAGUACAUCACAGUCGGUAAAGGCAGGAAUAGAAAAACAGUGAACGAAGAAACCCAAACCAACGCCUGCAUAACGCAAACUAGGUUUACUCUCGCAUCACGACCGCAGAAGAAAAAUGCGGCGACCUUCGCAUCGCUAUGGGAUAUGCACGACACUUAUGCGAAACUGGCUGUAGUUGAGGUGGAGGAGCCGCAAGAUGACAUGGUGCUGUACCCGACGACGGCAGCCAAGUAUUUGCGACGAAAAAGAAACGUGGACAAGGGCGAAAACGAGCACAGGGGGAAGACAUUCGAGGAGGUAUCCGGAAUGACUCAAUUCAGAGAUGCGCUGCUGUUGACAGAGAGAGUUCUCGCUAACAUGGAAUACGCAGACGCGCAGAAGAAAUUCCGAGGCCUCGUCAGCAUGAAUCCGUUGUCCUUAGACCUAGUUUACAUUUACUCCAUGGAACCGCUAUGGACACUUAAAUGCGAGGAAGCCGACGGCAGAACACUGACGUCGUUCUCUUUCAAUCCCAAGAACAAAAACAUAUUGGCAGUCGGUUAUGGAAAAUUUACUUACGCCGAAACAUGCACGGGGCUCAUUUGUGUUUGGUGCACGAAAAAUCCUCGCCGACCCGAGAGAAUUUAUAAUUUUCCAUCUCCCGUCACUUCCGUAGAUUUCUCCGAGCUCAACCCGAACUGGCUAGCGUGUGGUUUCAGUAAUGGAGACAUCGUCGUAUUGGAUGUGACCUCAUAUUCCAUCAAAAUAGUCUCUAGAAGCAAACGCGACACCAACCCUUGCUUCGAGCCGAUCUGGUCUGUGAGCUGGAGAAUAUUGGACAAGGACAGCCAAUGCCUAAUAACGACGUGUCAAGACGGCAGAAUAAAUAGAUUUACAACUACAAAAACCCACGAUUUUCUAUGUUCACCCAUGAUGAGGUUGGCGACCGUCGAGGGAAAACUUAAGGGGCUUCAAAUACCGAAGCUUUGCAUCAAGGAGGACGUUCCGAUUGUGAUGAAUCCGGGAGCGUUGUGUGUGAAAUGGCACCCGCGGAUGGAGCACAUCUAUCUCGUCGGAACCGAUGACGGUUGCGUCCACAAAUGCUCCACGCACUACAUGAACCAGCACAUGAUGGUUUUCAGGGCUCAUUCCGGGCCGAUAUACAGCAUAGACGUUUCUCCAUUCGUGAGCCACCUCAUCGCGACUUGCGGCGCAGAUGGAGCAGUUCGCUUAUGGCUGGAAGGAGUGGACGAGGUUAUCUUGACCUUGAACUGUCCAGCGGCAGUCUACGAGAUCGCCUUCUGUCCCGUUAACUCUACAAUCAUAAUCGCUGCCAGCGGCAACGUGCUGUCCAUAUGGGAUCUUCGGAGGAAGACGCAUAACGCCUGUGCAGAGUAUACCUUCCCUGGACAGGCUGUAUUGACCCGAAUAGCGUUUUCCCCUCUGGGAGAUAACGUGUUCGUGGGUGAUACGUUGGGGCGACUACACACCUUCCAUCUUGAGGAUACUCCCAUACCGCCAUUUUACCAGAGGCAGCUGCUAGAUGAAACGAUAAAGAAGGCGCUAUGUACUAGGCCUCAUUUACUGAAGCAGCUAGAAAAACUUGAACAGUUUGGUUAGAUUUCCUCAUCUUCU